Molecule: messenger RNA, 3953 nt
Organism: Argentina anserina (silverweed cinquefoil)
Lineage: Eukaryota; Viridiplantae; Streptophyta; Magnoliopsida; Rosales; Rosaceae
Product: probable RNA-dependent RNA polymerase 3
Exons: 24
Coding region: 146-3775 (1209 amino acids)
Biological process (GO): siRNA processing
Cellular component (GO): nuclear RNA-directed RNA polymerase complex
Molecular function (GO): RNA-directed RNA polymerase activity
Source: RefSeq, a predicted model, not a curated record
GAAGACCAGCACUACUCUAUUCUCUUUUACAUGCAGAAACGACUUUCUCUCGCUAUAAUCUCACUGACAUACACCACUCCAUCAACCCCACUGCACCAACCGGAAACCGGCCAAAAUUCCGACCAAAAACCAAACCUUUAUCCAAAUGUCCGGUAAAAAUUCGAACUUUGAUAUGAAGCGGAGUUGGGUUGAGCAGCAAGAGGCGCUUCUACCUCUCCUUGUGGAGUUGAAGCUCCGGGAAAUCUGUGAGGAACAAAAGAAACCUCGGCCGGAAGCUGACGUCAUCCGGCAGCUCGCGGCCCAGGGUGAGGAGUCAGCAAUGAAGAUCCUGACGAUAAUCUCCAAGAGCGAAAUCAGAAGCCUCGGCGGUUUUAUCAUCCACAUGAUCAAGAAGCACGGUAGCUCUUCUUCUUCUUCUCCGUCGCCGUCCAAAACGGUGCGUUCUGCUCAUGUUCAGAGCCCAGGUGGCAGUUCAGAGACUCCUCGGAGGCUUCACUUCGGCCAUCCAGAGCAACCUGGAAGCUGUAAUGGGAGCUCUGUUGCUUAUGUACAAGAGGGGUUUCGAGGUGAGGCACUUGGUGACAGGUUAAAUGUUGUUGGACGCUUACCUCACUGCAAUGGUUCUCCGUGGAAAGCCGCCGGGAGUUGUUCUUAUCAAAGAUUGUAUACUAAUGGACAAGUGGAUGAGAGGUCUCAAGGUGAGGCACUUAGUCAUCUGGCACCUGUUAUUGGACUAUCAGCAUAUUCCUGUGGUUCUCAACUGGAAGCUGUAGGCACUUCUUCUCAAUUACUGUCUGCCCCUGUCCAAUUUAGUGACAAGUUUCAAGGUGAGGCACAUACUGCUCUAGACCAACCCAGUGGAGAAUCACCAUAUUAUUGCUCAGGCUCUCCAUUCAAGGUGGCACGUACUUGUCCUUGUCAAAGCCCGUCUACCCCUGUUGCUCGUGUACAACUUGAGAAGAGGUUUCAAGGUGGGGUAUUAACUUAUCAGACUCCUGUUCAAGGGGAACCACUAUAUGCCACUAGUUGUUCUCCAUCAAAGGCCGUUUGCAUCUCACCAUAUCAUAGACUGUCUGCUGAUGUUAUUCCUGUACAACUUCAUAAGAGGUUUCAAGGUGACAAUCUCACUAGGUCCUCAGUUACCGACAAACCUGAAGGCCAUGGAGAAGCACACUUGGUAGCUCUGGGAGAACUUGAAUAUAGAAAACAAUUUCUCAUAUUGAGUUACGCUGGAGGAAUGAAGUUGAAAGAUCUUAUAGCAGUUGAAGACAUUCGCCAUUGGAAAGAUUUCCCCAUGGUAACGUUUGAGAGCACAGUUUGGGAAAAUCUAGGUCGAAAAUGCAUCAGCACCGAAGACCGUAGAUUGAACUUUGAUUGGGAUUCUGGAAGCACAUACGUCUAUCACUGUUACGUCAACGUGGAUGGGAGUUACCAAUUCAAGGGCCCUUAUCUAUACAAAAUAAGAAGGACACUCCUACAGAAAGAAUUAGGAGAUGACAAUGUUUUAAUGGUGAAGUUUGCCAAAGAAGAGGUGCAGAGGUGUCAAAUACCUGCUGGUGACAUUAAUUAUUCUACGUAUAUGAAGGUUGCAAGAGAAGGAAUUCUUGUUGGUUUGAGGCGAUAUCGUUUCUUUGUGUUCAAAGAUGGUGGUAAUGAGGAGAAAAAGAAAGAUCCAACCUCAUCAGCUGUCAAAUGUUACUUUGUUCGAGUGGCAUCUGAUGCAGCGAUAGACCAAGAUGUCUAUUACAAGCUAUCUAAUAGAACAAUGCAUGAAGCCAGAUGCCUUUUCAUGCAUGCACAUACUCUGGCUAGUGUCGAUAACUACAUGAUUAGGUUUUCACUCAUUUUGUCCAAGACAACAAGCUUAAAAGUAGAUUGGUCACUUGUCACGGUUGAACACAUUGAGGAAGAAUACUGUCUCGAUGAAUCUGGUAAUCGUAUCUAUAGAGAUGAAAAACCUCUUAUACAUACUGAUGGAACCGGAUUCAUAUCUGAGGAUUUGGCUUUACUUUGUCCAAAGAUAGAAGCGAAAGGGCAGUGGAUCAGCGAUGAACACAUGAAGGGACUUCUUGCUCCUGAUGAAGUUGAAGAUAACAAUAUGGAAAAGAAACGGCCAUGUCUUCGAACUGAAGAACCGCCUUUGCUCAUACAGUGCCGAUUUUUUCACAAUGGCAGUGCUUCUAAAGGAACAUUUCUUGUUAAUAAAAAGCUUCAAUCGAAGAGAAUCCAGAUUCGACCAUCAAUGCUUAAAGUUAAGACAGAUCCAACCAUUUCCAAAAGUAUUCAAUCACUGAACUCCUUGGAAAUAGUUGGCACCAGUACUCCCCCUAGGAAUACACAUUUAUCAAGGAUAUUAAUUGCACUUCUAAUGCAUGGAGGGGUACCGGAAGAAUUUUUCAUCCAGAUUUUAAAUAAAGCUUUGGAAGAUGCUCAUGGUGUUUUCUGCAAGACGCGACCAGCUCUCAGAGUUGCUGAGAAGUAUGGUGAGAUUGAUGACAAUUUCUCUGCAAAAUUAAUGAUCUCAUUCGGUAUACCUCUCGAAGAAUCAUACUUGCGGUUUCGUCUGUCAAUUCUCAUGAAAGAGGAAAACAACAGCCUUCGAAAAGGGAGACUUUAUAUUCCUGAUUCCUAUAAUCUGAUGGGAACUGCUGAUCCUACAGGGACUUUAAAAAAAGAUGAAGUCUGUGUUAUCCUGAAGGAUGGACAACUUUCAGGAAAGGUACUGGUGUACAGGUAUCCGGGUUUACACUUUGGGGAUAUUCAUGUUUUAAAAGCCGUCUAUGUAAAGCAGCUUGAUUCUGUUGUUGGAAAUGCCAAAUAUGGUAUACUCUUCUCUUGCAAAGGUCCCCGUUCUAUUGCUGAUGAAAUGGGUGGUGGAGAUUUUGAUGGUGAUCUCUACUGGGUCUCAAGAAACCCUCAGCUACUGGAGUGGUACAAACCAAGUGCACCUUGGAUUGAAGCUUCAGUAUUUACUAAAAAAGAUCCCAGUAGGAGUCCAUCUGACCUUUCGCCUGAAGAUCUAGAAGAUGUUUUGUUUAAAUCAUUCUUGACCAAUAGGUUUGAACCAAGUUUUGAUAUGAGUGAGGCUGCUGAUAACUGGCUUGCUUGGAUGGAUCGAUUCUUGACUCUAGGUGAUAAUAACAUGCCUGAAAAGAAUGGUGUGAAGGAAAAGAUACUAAAGUUGGUUGACUUAUAUUACACAGCCUUAGAUGCAGCAAAGAAAGGUGUUAAGGUUGUAAUCCCGAAAGAAUUGAAAGCCGCACGUUUCCCCCAUUACAUGGGAAAGAACAACUCUUACCCUUCUACUUCAGUUUUGGGAUUGAUUUAUAACAGGGUGGACGAGUAUCAGACAGAAGAGCGUUCUCUCAAAGAAGUCGAGAAACUUCCUGCUUUUGAUAAAAGAGAAGUCCCUGAUGCCUGCUUGGACAAGUGGGAGAAACUAUACCAACAGUACAGGGAAGAGAUGGCCUCUGCUAUGGAUGAUGGUGAUAAACAGAGCAAAAACCAGUCUGCUGAUGUGGUCAUUAGGAACUAUAAAAAGAUUCUGUACGAGGCUAAUGACUUUGAGGAGAGUAGAAGGCCGAUUGAGGAGAUAUAUAACGAGGCACAUGCUAUAUAUCAUGUGUGUUAUGACCAUGCGAAGAGGAAAGAAAGUGUGACGUUGUGUUCCUUUGCGUGGAGAGUUGCAGGUAAAGCUUUGUGCCAACUUCACGCCAGGAUCAAGAAUGAAAGGUUUUGUAUAAUUGUAUCCUCUGUUUUAAAAGAGAUCCUGUGACCUGUAGUCUUUUACUGUCAUUUCCUUCUCUAGUGUUGCGUUGUGUAUCGUUCCUUCUAAUAGACUAUAUAUGUAAAGCCGUAAAGGUCUUCGCAGGCUUCCCCAUUGAUGGUGAACAACUCGUUAAAAAAUACUAUUGGUAAAACCAAUAUGAUUUUGUUACAAGAAACAUGACCAC